UUGCUGAGCCGGGGCCAUACAAUUAUAUGGGAGGAGGCAUGCCAGGCGUUUUUUCACUGGGAGCUCCAUUAGCAAAUGUUUACGGUCAGCGUUUUCUUCUUGUGGGCACAAUUUAUUUCGUUCGGAAGUGAGAGCAGAGCUUGCUACCUGAGCUGCGUAGACUACAACAACAAUCCGAUCCAGCCUACCUGAACGCAAGGGUGCGCUGGAUAGAACAACACCGGGAAAAGACACGGACAAACGCAUUCCGUGAAGAUACCUUAUUCUCUGCUCUUUGAGAUGUAGAUGCGAUGACGGCUGGCUCCAGAGACCAGAGGAAGUGGCUUUUGCCUCAGUGCUCCCCCCACAGACCCAGUCUUUGACACAGACGAGCACCGGAAACUUUUCGCCAGACGCUAGCUCCCAAGCAUUGAUUUUGCUCUCCCUCCUCUUUGGGUCGUCAUGGAACACCAACGCCUACUCUUUAUCCUCGUGGUAAUUCUAGGGGUUAUGCGUACAUGUGUGGCCAGGCUGACCCCCCGGGUCUCCUUUCCUAUGGGUACACCUGGGAGGUCUCUCAGCCACUUCGACAGCUCGGACGUCGGCAACACCACCACACUGUUGCUAAGUGACGACGGAGACACGUUGUUUGUGGGAGCGCGGGAUGCAUUUCUCUCAUUGGAUGUCAGCCAGGAGGACGCCAUUGUGAUGAGGAGCAAGCUGGACUGGUCCCCCUCAGUGAAGGACCUGGACGAAUGCUCCAUGAAGGGCAAGAAAAAGGCGGAUUGUCCCAACUUUAUCCGGGUGCUGCAGUUCCUGAACUCCACGCACAUGUACGCCUGUGGAACCUUCGCCUUCAGCCCGCGCUGCACCUACAUCAACUAUGAGACUUUCUCCCUCGUAACGAGCCCCAGCGGAAAGCCAGAGGAGGGCAGAGGUCGCUGCCCCUACGACCCCUACCAACGUAACUCAGCCAUCACCGUCGAUGGAGAGCUGUACACUGGAACUGUAGCGGACUACAUGGGAAACCGGCCAGUCAUCUCCCGCCACCUCAGCGAGGGCAGCCAUGUUGAUCUGAAGCUGGACGACACUUUGGGCUGGCUGGAGGAUCCCACUUUCAUCAGCUCCAACUUCGUCCCAAGUGAGGAGAAGAUCUAUUUCUUCUUCAGUGAGGUGGGCCGGGAGUACGACUUCAUCAACAAGUUCACUGUGUCUCGCAUCGCCCAAGUCUGCACGAGUGACAUUGGGGGCCAGCGUACCCUGCAGCGACGUUGGACCACCUUUGCCAAAGCCCAGCUCCUGUGCCAGUCUGACAACGAGCUGCCCUACAACGUCAUCCAGGACAUCGUCACCCUCCCGCCACCUGAGGGGGCCCCAGUGGACGACACACUCUUCUUCGGCAUCUUCAGCUCUCAGUGGUCGGUGAACUCAGGGCGGUCGGCAGUGUGUGCCUUCCGCCUGGGCGACAUCAAAGCGGUUUUCGCAGGCAACUACAAGGUCCUGAAUCGGGACACGCUACGGUGGAGCAUGCGGGUUCAGGAGAAGGUCGCCAACCCGGGAGAGUGUGGCCUGCACAACGCCUCAGACAACACCCUUCGCUUUGUCAAAGAAAACUUCCUCGCGGACGACAGCGUACACCCUGUGGGGAAGAGCCUGACCAUGGUGUCACCUGACCAGCGCUACAGCCAUGUGGUCACCCAGAGAGUACAGGCCGCCAACAGCAAGGACUACACCGUUCUAUUCCUGCUUACAGAAUCAGGCUACCUCCACAAAGCAGUGCUGCUGGAGAAGGGUGCACACAUCAUUGAGGAGAUCCAGGUCUUCGAGCAGCCUCAGCCCGUAAAGAACCUCCUGCUCUCAAUAGCCAAGGGUGUGGUGUUUGUGGGCUCAUCAGAAGGCGUGGUGAGGGUCCCGGCCUCCAACUGCUCCUACUACUGGAGCUGUGCCGAGUGUGUGCUGUCCCGGGAUCCCUUCUGUGGCUGGGACCCCUCCAACAAAGUCUGCACCCACGCCACCAGCAUCCAGGACAAAGUAGGCCAGGAUGUGGAUGGAGGGAAUGUGCAGGAGGCGUGUGCGUCGCCCAUGACGCCCAGAUCCAGAUUUGGACUGCACAAAGGAAACGCAGACUCCUUUCCCCCAGGCGAGCUGGUGUCGGUGUCCCUGAAUGAGGUGGUGCGACUGCAGUGUCCAGCGGCCUCGAGCAUGGCCCACCGCCACUGGGAGCGACCCAACAGCCGCCUCUCCCCGGACCUCUACCUGCAGCUGGAGGACGGAAGCCUGCACUUCCUGGCCACGCCCGCCACCCUGGGCCACUACCUGUGUCUAUCCACAGAGAACGGCUUCCAGCAGAACCUGGCCAUCUACCAGGUAAAGCAGAAGAGCAGCCCCACCCCCCAGGCCACUGCUCCUGACGUGACGCCCACCCGCCCCCAGAGCCCGGCCCUCCUCCCAACCACCCAGGCCGGCUCAGGAGAAUGGCUCACCCCGCCGUUGACGGUGCCCAAGCAGACCGAGCCGGAGCCCACCGCGCUGGCAAGGGAGACUCAGGCCACCACAAGGCGGACCAGCAGGAACUUUACCUUCUGGGUGGAGCAGUCGGAGGAGACUGAGGCAAAGUCGCUGGGAGGGGAGAAGCUGCUGCUUGCGCUGGGGCAAACCUACCUGAAGGAGCUGGUGGUGGUGUCUGUACUGCUAGCAUCCUGCGUUAGCAUCCUGCUAACCAUGGUGCUGUACGGCAUGAGGCAGCGCUGCCGCAGCAGGACGGUGCCCCAGGCCAACGCCCCAGGGAGGGACUUGGAGAGGGGUGGCCAUCAGGAGCGGGAGGCCCUCCGGGGGGGUCAGUCACCGCGCAGCAACGGCAAGCGGAACGGGCAGGCGGCACACAACGGCCAAGACAACGGGGUCGUGUGCAACGGCACGCCUAAGGGCUCCAACGGGCAUCUGCCCAACACCCCUAUCUGAGCAUAGUCAACCACAUCACACUCUAACUAUUGACAGUACCAUAUCCACUCUUUCUGAGAGAAAUGUAGCCUUUACAUGGUCGCACUAAGCCAUGGGAUUUUACAUAAACGCGGCUAACUGCAGCACUCUGAAUUGUAUGGACUGUCAUGGCAGUGAGUAAGACUGUUUGGCCUGAUAGACUGUGGUAACUCAAUUUAAAGGACACUUUUCUUCUGGUACGAUACAAGCCUAUGUGAAUCAAAUGGGCAGACUGAUAAAUGUGACUCUCACUGCUCUUAUGUAAUAUUGUGUAUUAUAUUGUGCUGUAUAUACUUAGGAGAAGAGGUUCAAUCGACUAGACUGUUUUUGUGUAUUUAAUGAAAGAGCCAAGAAAGCCGAUGUAUCGAAUGUAAAUGAAGGACUGCGUCACUAUACGGCCACAAAAAAAUAAAAAAAUAAAUUGCUCCUAAACAGGUUUCUCUACCACUAACUAUUAACUAAUGUGUCCACUCAAAUCCCAGGCAGUGUGGAUGCAUAUCGCGAGUUACACAAAAACAGCCUUUUUUGUUCGAACAGUGUUUUUGUAUCAUCAGGUCUACAUUGCUAAACCACUUUCUUUCUAUGCAGCGUCAGCGAAGGUUAGCGGAGCACGUUGUACAGUACAAGGUUUUUUCCACUCUAUUUAUUUUUGCUGGUUUAUUUUUUGUCAUUCUGUUGAAUGUGUUGCCAAUGACUUCAAGUAUUUCCAACUUGCUUUUCUUUUCUCUCUCACCCAAACGCACAUUUUUGGAAAUCCUGCAGUCUGUGAAGCCAUGAGAACAUGUUGAUUUGACACUGUAGGCUUAUCUCUUCCAGAACAAACAAGAUUAUUCUGGUGUUUAGAGACCUUUAGUUUUGAUAAUAUAUGUGUUGUCAGCGUAUUAACUGGACAGAAAUCUGAAAAUCACUUUGAAAACUGAUAUUGCCAAAAUUGCAUUUUGAAUAAAAAACAAAUGUUUUUUGCUAGACAGCUAUUCAGAGAGUGAAAACAGAUUAAGAGAAAGGUGGUUCAUUUUAAAGCUGCUUUAGAUGCCGAUGAGAAAGAUGAAUAGUUAAACAAAUAUGGUACUCAUUGUCUUUGGUACAGAUCACAAACAACUUUUUUAAAUUAAGUUUUGUCUUUAUUUUUAUACAAUCGUAUGUUACUGUUCUAAUGUUGCAAAUAAACUGUUCAAUUUGUGCAAAAACAA
Coregonus clupeaformis (lake whitefish) is the source of this 4148-nucleotide messenger RNA. Its product is annotated as semaphorin-4A. Gene Ontology annotation, biological process: neural crest cell migration; axon guidance; negative chemotaxis. The coding region runs from base 442 to 2940 and encodes 832 amino acids. Lineage: Eukaryota; Metazoa; Chordata; Actinopteri; Salmoniformes; Salmonidae. Gene Ontology annotation, molecular function: chemorepellent activity; semaphorin receptor binding. The transcript is spliced from 15 exons. The record is from RefSeq and is a predicted model, not a curated record.